CCCCAAGUGAGUGCAGAGAGAGGAGCAUCGGGGAGCUGCGGGACUAAAGAGGUGGACCAGGGCGGAAGCGCUUCCGAAAAUAAGACUUCUCUUCACCGCAGACGUUCCGGUGCAGUAUAAUAGAGUAUACAAGUUGCAGAGCUUUGAAUGUACUGCUUCCAUUCACCAUGAAAAAUGAUGUCAUAAAGGCUUUUAAAAAAAACAACAGUCCAACGUCACUGUGCACUUGUGCCGCAAUGGUUGUGUGCGCGCAUCCUUGGGUUGUCGAUUCGAGCAGCCUGCCAUGUCUUGCACGGUGUGUGGAGGUACGUACGAACGUAUGCAGGGAAGACAACCAACAAACCAGCGUGCAUGGAAUAUACACCGUUCCGCGUUUUUAUGCAGCCUGGACAAUGACGUUAACGAUAAUGAAAUAUUGAUUUUUCUACAUGUUUUUAAAAAACAAAAAAGAUUGGCUGACGCGUUUUGUUUUGUUCUUGUUGCAGCACACAGCUGUUUGUGACUAAUAGUAGUUUAUUAGACAAUAUGACUAUGGGAAAUACACUGCGGCUUGCAUAUGUCGCGCCACUAAAGAUGAAAUCCGAUCAUGUUCUGGGUAGGAAUAGCUUCACACGGAGCUAUUUAUAACCACCAUGCUGGCCGCUUCAUUGUUAUGUAGCAGUGUAAUUUAGUCCUAUGAAGGUCCUUCCUUCAAAUAAUGUCCCUUACUCGAAUAGAGCCAUCUCAGUUAAUUUACUGGUGUCAAACUCGAGACCCGCGGGCCAAACCCGACCCCCUACCUCAUUUUAUGUAGCCUGUGAAAGAAAGCGUGACAGAAUUUCUCAUUAAGUUCUGUUCAAAAACUAGUUCUCCAUCAUAAAAAUAAUAAUGAAACACAGGGGCCAUUAUGUAAUAUGAUUUGGCAAUUAUUAGUUAUUAGGGACAAGAACGGGCAUCAUGGUUAGAGAAAUGCUUUUGGCAAAAAGUCAAACUUAUUUGAAACGCCAUUCACGUCAAUAUUAUUUAAAUGUGACAAUAACACAGCUCAAAACAUUAGCUCAGCCCUUAAAUAGCCCCUCUUUGUCUCUUCAGAUGCAGUCGAAGCAAUAACAAAUGACAGUGCUGUUUUUUUAUAGCACAAUAAUUCACAUGAAAUUGAAACUGCUGGACUUGUCUGCAACCUUCACUUCCUCAAAAGAAGGCAAACUAAUGAAGUUGUACUUCCUUUAAAGAAAGGUUUUAAGCUGUUGAUAUUUCAUUUUAAAAUUAGUCAAAGCAAAUUUAUUUAUAGAGCGGAUUUCCUACACAAGGUAACUCAAUGUGCUUUACAUGUUUAAAUGCAUUUUUUUUUUUUUUUAAAGUUAUCAAUUCAAACAUAAUUAUUGGGUUACAAAAAUGUAAACGAAAAAAAGUUUAUCUAUUUUCUUGUGCUUUCACCGGGUAUAACUGACUCCAUGAGGGCAACCAUAACAAAGAUGUGGCUCUGGAUCCAAACAAGUGUGAUGACUUUCCGCUCUCCAUUUGAACAUACCAACGCCUCUAUCUAAGACGCUUCCCCAUCAGGAGGAGAAAAAACAAACGGAGCCGUCCUCCAUGCCCGAGCCGGGGGCUGCUCCCAGGCGGAGCCCGCAGGGAGUUCCGUACACCGACCUGAAGCACAUGGUCAACGCCGAUGGACUGCACCUGUUCUGUCGCUACUGGGAGCCAGUCGGCCCGCCAAGGGCACUGGUGUUCAUCGCUCACGGGGCCGGGGAGCACUGUGGGCCAUACGAUGAGAUUGCACAGAGACUGAAGGAGCUGUCCCUGCUGGUCUUUGCGCAUGACCAUGUUGGCCAUGGUCAGAGUGAAGGAGACAGAAUGAACAUAAAGGACUUCCAGAUGUACAUCCGAGACUCACUGCAGCACAUCGACUUGAUGAAGUCUCGCCACCCUGGCCUACCUGUCUUCAUUGUGGGUCAUUCAAUGGGUGGCGCUAUAUCCAUCCUUACAGCUUGUGAGAGGCCUACUGAAUUUACUGGAGUGGUUCUGAUUGGUCCCAUGGUCCAGAUGAACCCUGAUUCAGCCACACCGUUUAAGGUUUUCCUGGCCAAGGUUUUGAAUCACAUGCUGCCCAAUUUGACUCUGGGCUCCAUUGAGUCCAAAUGGGUCUCACGGGACAAGAAACAGAUGACAGAGCAGCAGCGAAAUAUAAGAGCUCAUCGCGUGUCAACCUCUUUCCAGGUUGAGGCUUAUGACGCCGACGAGCUGAACUACCAUGGAGGGAUGCGUGUGUCGUUCGGCCUGCAGCUAAUGGGGGCGGUGGAUCGCAUCGAGAGGGAGAUCUCGUCUAUCAGCUGGCCCUUCCUGCUCCUGCACGGUGACUCUGACAAGCUCUGUGACAUCCAAGGCUCCAAAAUGAUGUUUGACAAGUCUCCCAGCUCAGACAAGAAACUAAAGGUCUACGAGGGAGGCUACCACGCCCUUCACCACGACUUGCCAGAGGUGUCGGAGUCCGUGCUGAACGAGGUGACCGGAUGGAUCACAGAGCGCCUUCCCAAUACCACAUAGCCAUCACUACAAGGCUUGUAGACUUGCGUAACGUAGAGAGGCCAGUCAAAACUCCAAGGAAACCACAUUCUUAAAAAUAUACUGUACAAUAUAUAGCGCUAUGGUUUAACUAACAGUCAGCCUAAACCAUACUGGUUGAAAAUAGAUGUACAAGUUCAAGUUGCAGUAUGCUCAGGUUUGUCGUGCAAUAAUGACAUUUAUUUGUUUGGGCAUAUAAUGUCAAUUGUCCUCAUCAGCUUUCCCCAGAUGAAUGUAUUACAAAUGACACAUGAACCUUGAUAGAAAUUCCAAAUCCUCUCCUCCACAUUUCCUAGUCAUAAUUAGUUUUAUGCAAAUAUGAGUUUGUAUACUUUAUUGAAUAGGGGAUGUGCUAAGGAAAAAAAAGGUUUGUGUAUCUCGUUUUUAUUUUUAUUGUGAGAUGCCAUUAUUGGCUAUUUUCUUCAUUUGUCAAUGAAUCAUGCAUGAAUGGUGAUGGCAUAAUUUUGGCAAAUCCAAGUCUAUCCAAAUUAAGCAUUGGUGAAGUAACAGUUCUUAACUGAAGUACUAUCCGAGGGAUUGUUCAUUGUUUCUUAUGGUCCUCGAGCAGGCCACUUUGCCCCGUCAUUGUGGACAAUAGAGUAAAUCACUUCAAAUGCCACUAUUGUUUGACUCAAACUGUAAUGGCUGGGUAAAUGCAAGAUAGUGGACAGACUUAACUCCACAAUAUGACCACACUGGGAAUUAAUCUGGUGGAUGAGAAGUUUUUUUUUUUUUUUUUUUUUAAAUAAGAGACAUCCGACAGGUGUCCCCUUAGAAUCCGCUUAAUAUAUUCUUGUUGCUCAUGCUGAUCUACAUAUUAAAAGUCCAUAUUUAAUGUGAUGUAACUGGGGAGAUUCCUGCAAAACUGGAAAGAGAUGAAUUUCUGGAUUUGGCACGAUCCUAUCUUUUCUUAAUAACUAUAUUUACCUGUUCUUUUUUACACGGACUCCAUCAAACCUUCAAAGGGUCUGAUAUGUUUUCCCCUUUAUUUGAUUGAGUUGCCAUGGUGACAGGCAGGCUUUGUCCAUACCAUCAGCAAGGCCACUUUUUCCAGCGCAGCCUCACCCAUGCUGCCUCUAGUGGCCAGUGUCCUACAUGGAUUUGCUCAUGCAAAGUCAAAUGAUUGCUGUCCUCAACUAGAUCGCUCUUGAAAGGUGUGUAAAUAAGGCCACAAAUUAUAUAAUCUUAUUUACCCAUGAUACACCCUCUUAGCAGAUUUUGCGAAAGUCAGACCUAUUAGUUUAAGCAUAAACCUUCUAAUUGACCAGUGAAAAAAGUUAAAUUGUGCAUAAAAUACACAAAUAUUUUGAGAAUUGAUUUUAUAAUACAAUUAUAUGCUCAUUACGUAAUGUUAAUACAAACUACAAAUAACUUAAAAACAAAUGAAAACAAUUUCAAAAUCUAAAUAUUAAUUCAGACAAAUAAUAAAAUGUGAUGAACCCUAAAAUCAUAACAAUGCUGUAUAUGAUUAAAAAAAUUCAUCUUGAGGUUGCUUGAAAAUCAUUAGAUAAGCACGUCCACGACUGCGGGUAGAGCACACACAUGCAUUAUACAGACAUGAAUGGAUUUGGCACAAGAGACUGAGAGGUUUUGGUGUUUCUAAAUGAUCAAAAAACGCGGUCCGUCAUAUGACGAGUGCAUUUUACCGCACAACAUUAGCAUAUCAUCACCGCUGGGGGGGCGGGGAGUGAUUGAGUGGAAGAAGAGGAGAUGGUCGCUGGUCGUAACCAUGGCAGCACUUUUUUUUUUUUUUUUAAACAUCUCAUUAAUUGUGCAGCAUGCGAAACAGAGGAUGCUGCGCUUUUAGGGCCUGCUUUGUUCUACUGACGCUUGGAGGAGUUUCUUUUGUUUGAGCUUUGAUAGAUGAGCAAGGAUAGUGAGCAUCAUUGGCACAAAGUGUAAUGACAGUAACAUACACUGAAUUCAAAUCAGGUUGCUAUGCUGUUUGAACUAAAAUCCACAUCUCUUUUCAGAUUGAACAUCCAUCCAUUUUCUACACUUAUCCUCACUAGGGACGCGGGUGGGCUAGAGCCUCUACCAGCUAACUGCGGGCUGGAGGCAGGGUACACCCUGAACUGGUUGCCAGUCAAUCGCAGAGCACAUUUAAACAAACAACCAUUCACACUCACAUUCAUACCUAUGGACAAGUUAGAGUCUUCAAUUAACCUACCGUGCAAGUUUUUGGGUUGUGGGAGGAAACCGGAGAAUCCGGAGAAAACCCACACAGGCACGGGGAGAACAUGCAAACCCCACAUAGGCGAGGCCGGAUUCGAACCCGGGUCCCGGGAACCCUGUGAGGGAGAUGUGCUAACCAAUUGUCCACUGUGUCGCCCAGAUUUGACAUAUGCAGACAAUAUACAUUUCCUCUUAAACAUCUGUGUCAAUAUCCACAUGUAACAAUUGUUGCUAGGCAGAGUUUGUGUGGCAACAUUAGCCAGCAGGCCCUGCAACUAAUACUAAUAGGUGCAGCAACAUAAAAUAGAAUUGCUCAGAUUUUCCCCUGCUCUUGUCACAAGACAGUAUUGUUCCUUGUUGCUCGGCAGAACCCGGGGGACACGAUUAGCUCGACAUCAAGCCCAGCAACAGAAAAUUAGUAUGGUCACUUGUUGCUCGGAAUAAUUUGUUAGCACAAUUAGCUACAGUCCCCUCCCAAAAGUAUUGGAGCGGCAAAGUUAAUUCCUUUGUUUUUGUUGUAUACUGAAGACAUUUGGGUUUCAGAUUAAAAGAUGAAUAUGAGACAAAAGUUCAGAAUUCCAGCUUUUAUUUCAUGGUAUUUACGUCUAGAUGUGUUAAACAAAUCAGGACAGCACAUUUUGUUUGAACCCACCCACUUUUCAAGUGAGCAAAAAUAUUGGAACAUGUGACUGGUGGUUUUUUGUAGUUGCUCAGGUGUUGCCUUUUAGAUUGAUUACUUAAACAUUAGAUAGUGCUUGUUUUUGGCUUUGGGUUUCACUUGUGAAAACUGCAUUUGCUCUUAAGCAAACAUGAAGACCAGAGAGCUGACAAUGGGAGAAAAGCAAACCAUUUUGAAGCUGAGAGAAGAGGGAAAAUCGAUCAGAGCUAUUGUACAAACAUUGGGCAUAGCCAAUACAGCAAUUUGGAAUGUUCUGAAAAAGAAAGAAACUACUGGUGUACUGAGCAACAGACAUUGAACAGGUCGCCCAAGGGUAUCAACAGCAGAUGAUGACAGAAACAUUGUGAAAGCUGUAAAGAAACACCCAAAGGAAACAGUCGUGACAUCACUACCAACCUCACAGGGCAGGGGUGAAGGUAUCACAAUCCACUGUUCGAAUAAGACUUCGAGAGAAUAAAUAUACAGGUCAUACCAGAAGAUGCAAAUGACUCAUCAGAAAAAAGAAUCGGAAGGCCAGAUUGGAUUUUGCAAAGAAGUACCGAGAUGAGCCACAAAGGUUUUGGAACAAAGUUUAAUGGACUGAUGAGACCAAGAUGAACUUUUACCAAAGUGAUGGAAAGGCCAAAGUAUGGAGAAAGAAAGGAUCUGCUUAUGAUCCAAAACACACAAGCUCAUCUGUGAAGCAUGGUGGAGGUAAUGUCAUGGCUGCUUCUGGAGCGGGCUCACUAGUAUUUAUUGAUGAUGUAAUUCAUGAUGGUAGCAGCAGAAUGAGUUCUGAAGUCUACAAAACCAUUAUGUCUGGCAAUUUACUGAAAAAUGCAUCCAAACUAAUCGGGAGAAGCUUCAUCAUGCAACAAGACUGACCCAAAACACACUGCCAAAACAACGAACGACUUCAUCAGGGGGAAAAAAGGGGAAGGUCUUAGACUGGCCAAGUCAAUCACCGGAUCUUAACCCAAUAGAGCAUGAAUUUUACCUCCGGAAGAGGAGACUGAAGGGAGAAACCCCCAGAAACAAUCAAGAACUGAAAGAGGCUGCAGUCAAGGCUUGGAAAAGCAUUUCAAAUGAAGAAUUCAAUGGCUCGCAGGCUUGAUGCAGUUAUUGCAAGUAAGGGUUAUGCCACCAAAUAUUAAAUGUUAUUCACUUUAAGUUAAUUUAAUCAUCUCUGUUCCAAUACUUUUGUUCACUUGAAAAGUGGGUGGCUUAAAAAAAUGUGCUCUGUCCUGAGUUAUUUAACAAACGUAUAGGUAAAUGCCAUGAAAUAAACGCUGGAAUUCUGAACUUUUGUCUCACUGAAACCCAAAUGUCUUCAGUAUACAACAAAAACAAAGGAGUUGACCUUGCCGUGCUUUUGGAGGGGACUGUUACUAACUUGCUCAGAUUUUUUUGCCCAUGUUAUGGCACACAUUUGUAUUGGUCGCUUGUUCCUGGGCAGAGUUAGUGGGGGACCAUCAACCAGCAGACCCAGCAACACAGACAAUAAUUGGCCAAAAUUUGUAUUGGUGACAGGCAGGCUUUGUCCAUACCAUCAGCAAGGCCACUUUUUCCAGCGCAGCCUCACCCAUGCUGCCUCUAGUGGCCAGUGUCCUACAUGGAUUUGCUCAUGCAAAGUCAAAUGAUUGCUGUCCUCAACUAGAUCGCUCUUGAAAGGUGUGUAAAUAAGGCCACAAAUUAUAUAAUAAGCCACCUUAUUAUAUAAAUGUAAGAUUAUUUAUUAUUAUUUUAUUAUGCCACCUUUUGCUAGGCAGAAUGCACCCCCCCCCCCCAAAAAAGAUGAAAAGUAAUGGCUGUUACCCAGUCCCACUCCCCAUGCUGUUUUGUUGGCAACUUGAGGUAAAAGGUCAUGGUUGCCCCCACACAGCAGAGAAAGGACAGUGAGAGUAUGCACAAGACAGUCAGACACCUGCCAUGGAAGUUACUCCAAAAAAUACUUUCUUUAUGAGACAAGUUUAUUUAUAUGCAGACAUUUUUAACUGAUUAACUAUUGUUGUAUCAGAACGAAUGUAUCAAGCCUGUUUUGACAGCAGAACCAUCUACUGGCUCAGUUACAGAUCAUAAGAUGGUGAACGUAUAUGUCUACCUGUUCACAUUCACUUUAAUAAACUGUACAAGCAGGAUCUUUUUUUUUCCAGCUUUGCCAUGCUUAGAAAUUAGCCAUGAAUAAUUAAUGUUCUGUUACAUAGUAUAUACAGAUUGUAUGUAAACAAGAGUACCCAUUUAUAUAUAAUAACCAACAUGACUGUUAAGUAUCCUUAUAUAGUCUCUUAUAUUAGAUAAAUAUUAUUUUAUGUAGGUGGGAAAUUGCUGAAUGGUUUGCAGCAGAAGUCAGUCGUGCUGAUUUAUUUUCUCAACCAUGACUUUAUGAUAUAUUUUUUGUUUUGUUUUUUUUAAAGUGUGAAGGACCUUGAUGGGUAACCGGAACGGAAGAUGAAUGAAUGAAUGAAUGAAUGGACCUUGAUGGGUGAGAUUCCAAAAUAGUGUAAUUUAAUGGCAGCAUACCUUUCUGAUCUGGGCUGCAAAAUGUUAAUAUAUUUCCCUGUUCUAUUUAUGAGAACCUAAACUAUAAUAAUCUUAACAUCACUGGUGGGGCAUUUUGGAAAGUGUACUGUUUUUUUAACAAGAUUGGUUUAUUUUUAGUGGGUGUUUUUGUGAAAAACUAACACUGUACAAUAGCAGUGCUAAUAAAAUAUUUUUUGGGGGGGAAUUACAAUUAUUUACAGGCUAGUGUGUACUGAUUAAAUUUUCAGGAUAAUGCACUUUUUUAUACCUUGUAUCACAAGUGUAAUUUGUAACUUUUUAACGUGGGAACUGGUUGUAUGCUGUCCCAACAAAUGUAUGACCAUGUGUGUCAUGAAAUUGCCUAAAGUUUUUUUAAUGUUCAGUGUUUAAAUCAACAUUGCAUUUUGGCAGAUUGUGAUUCUUAAAAAAAAAAAAAAAAAAAAAAAAAAAAAUGUUGGGACUUUUCUCUUCUUGGCAUGUUUUGCUUAGUUUCCAAACCCUGCAUGCUGGGACAAAUGUAACAACAAAUGUAGUUUUCAGGAAAGGAACUCAAUUGCAUGUAUGUGAUAAUGAAAUUGACAUCGAUUGAGCCCAAAAAUUUACUGUAGUUCAAAAAUCGUUUCUGACCACUGCAUUGUGUUUCUGAGAAAUUAAGGACAACGGGACCUUGUAUUGUAUUCUUUUAUGGUGUGUAGUGUUGUCUGUGCCUUAUUGCUAUGACACCAUGACCAAGUGUGAGCAUGUUGGUGCAAUAACCUCUAAAUCCACCAGGCUGUUUUUGAUGAACACCUAUGUAGUUUAACAGAUUGGUUACUGUUACUAUUGUCCAUCCGUCUGUCACUGCACCAAGUAUAUUCCUAAAUAAGUGUAUUUGUCUAAGAUCCUCUUUUUACGUGUACUAAAAUAAAUAAAUAAAUGAGCACUUUUACUUUAAA
Phyllopteryx taeniolatus (common seadragon) is the source of this 8832-nucleotide messenger RNA. It is a transcript of the gene mgll, whose product is annotated as monoglyceride lipase. The transcript has 9 exons. Bases 1573 to 2526 code for a protein of 317 amino acids. Gene Ontology annotation, cellular component: membrane. Gene Ontology annotation, molecular function: lipase activity. NCBI's taxonomy places the organism in Eukaryota, Metazoa, Chordata, Actinopteri, Syngnathiformes, Syngnathidae. The record is from RefSeq and is a predicted model, not a curated record.